AUGAAUGAUCAUGAUUUACGCGCUGUUAUUUUAAAAGUAGAACAACGCCUUAGUGUUGAUGAUCGUCACCGUUUACAUUUUUUCUUAUAUAAUGAUGUUCCAAAAAAAUAUGGAGAUGAUCUAUCAUUAUAUGGCACUCUAUCGAUUAUACAAUCUCUUUUCGAACAAGAUAAAAUUAAUUCCAAUGAUUUCACGUUUUUAAUCAAAACAUUCUAUGAGAUUCAAUGUUAUGAUGCUGUAAAACUUCUAACUGAACAUAUGAAAGAACUACAACCGAAUGGAUUAAAUGAAUCGAUGCGAAGUUUAUCUAUAAUAAUGCCACCUGUCAUCGAACAAUUAGUAGAUGAUAAUGAUGGCAUAUAUUCUAUAGACACUGCUUUGCCUCAAGAAAAUAUUUGUGAAAACAAUAAUAUUGAAAUGAAUAUUAUUGACGAUGGUCGAAAAAGAACAUGUAAAUUGAAGGAACAAAAUCAAUCAUUAAAAAUAUUAUCAAUGACACGAAAAUGUUCGUUAGUUUUUAUUCUCUUAUCGAUUAUUCUCGGAAUACUGUUAAUUGGUUGUUGUGUAUGGAUUAUCAUCUUAAAUAUGAAAUAUCAGCACAUACUCAAGGAAAAAACUAUGAACGAAGAAAAAAUCGACGAUUUAAAUACGCUUCAGUCGAAAAACCAGCAAAAAAUUGAUUAUUUUAACAAAACAUUGUCAGAUUUGCGAGAUAAUCUAAAGAUAGGCAUUACUGUUGCUGGUGGUCAUGGAUCAGGCACUGCUACCAAUCAACUCAAUACUCCUAGAGGUCUUUUCAUCGAUGAGAAUCGAACUAUGUUUAUUGCUGACGAAAAAAACCAUCGUAUUGUUCAAUGGAAGUUGGGUGAUGAGAAUGGAACAGUGGUGGCUGGCGGUAAUGGUAAAGGAAAACAAUUGGAUCAAUUCGAUUCUCCAACUAGUGUAGUGAUUGAUAGUGUGACGAAUAGUCUCAUUAUUUGUGAUUCUAAGAAUCGACGAGUCAUACAAUGGUAUCAUCGUAAUGGCACCAAAGAAGGAACAAUUUACAUUAACAAUAUUGGAUGUGCGGAUAUGACCAUCGAUAACGAUGGCGGUCUUUACAUUAUUGAUCUCGACAAACAUGAAGUUAGACGGUAUGAAAUGAAAGGCACUAUUGUAACCAGUGUGGCUGGUGGCCAUGGAGAAGGCUCUAAUCUUAAUCAGCUCCGCUUUCCUUCUUUCAUCUUUGUCGAUCAACAACAUAAUGUAUAUGUAGCAGACAAUGCUAAUCAUCGUAUUUCGAAGUGGAAUAAAGGUGCAACAGAAGGUAUCAUUAUUGCUGGGUACGGUGGUUGCGGAGAUGAUUUUGACCAACUUUGUAAUCCCAAUGGAUUGUUCGUUGAUACUAAUGGUACAUUGUAUGUGGCAGACGAUAGCAACAAUCGAGUGAUGCGUUGGCUUCAAGGAGAACAACGAGGUGCUGUUGUUGUUGGUGGACAUGGUCGUGGAUUCACAUCACGUCACUUUGAUGGUUUAAAUGAUUUAGUCUUUGAUCAUCAUGGCGAACUUUAUGUUAUCGACCGUGGAAAUAAUCGAAUACAAAAUUUUGUAAUUCGAUAG
This is a messenger RNA of Adineta ricciae, 1599 nucleotides long. The record is from the annotation of a GenBank genome assembly. Lineage: Eukaryota; Metazoa; Rotifera; Eurotatoria; Adinetida; Adinetidae.